Messenger RNA from Folsomia candida, 5017 nucleotides. Its product is annotated as discoidin domain-containing receptor 2. NCBI's taxonomy places the organism in Eukaryota, Metazoa, Arthropoda, Collembola, Entomobryomorpha, Isotomidae. Gene Ontology annotation, cellular component: signaling receptor complex; membrane. The transcript is spliced from 20 exons. Gene Ontology annotation, biological process: positive regulation of kinase activity; cell surface receptor protein tyrosine kinase signaling pathway; protein phosphorylation. Bases 1347 to 4244 code for a protein of 965 amino acids. Gene Ontology annotation, molecular function: collagen binding; ATP binding; protein tyrosine kinase collagen receptor activity. The record is from RefSeq and is a predicted model, not a curated record.
ACGCUCAGUUCAGGUUUGGAGUGCGUGGGGUGAACAUCGUCGCUAUUUCACGUCUUUCUAAACCGUACAAGCCUCACUGCUCUUUAAAACUUACCACCGCCGGGUCUCACACUCUGCAAACAUUCAACAACCAACACACAUUUGAAAAGUAUGUGCAUCGUUGUAAUUGCCGAAAAUAUUUGCAUUUCUGAAAGGGAUUCAGUGUUUGAGUGAGUGUGUGUGUGUUCACCCUUGAUCACCAGUAGAGCAGUGACAGAGAUUAUGCGUUUCUCGUGUCUUACGCAUUAUUAUACCGUAUUUUACGCAUCGUGUUAAUAAUAACUCUUGAAUAAGGGGUAUCAUAUCAUGUCGUAUUUAACAGCGUCGUCUGCUAUUAUUUCAACUAACUGGCAGUGAACCCAUCUUUGCAAUAAUGUGCCAUCAUAUCGUAAUAAUAAUUAGCGGACGAGUGUGAACUACGACUGGCUUUGUAUAACAAGUUGGACUUACUUAUUCAUACUUGACUAAAUUUCAUCCGGACGAGUUUACAUGAUUGACGUGACAAGAAGAUCAUUCCAGUCCAAGUAUUCAAACAGGAAUUAGCAGUUACAGCGCACAUGCAAAUCUGUGCCGUUUAGAAGCUUUGCUGAACUUGUCCACUCGUAAACCGGGUGGUUGUUUGUGUUACGUUUUGAAGUGACAGGUCGUCGGAAGUCCUGAGUGGAGCUGGAGCAGGGGAUUACUUUAUGCAAAGAGUUUGCAUUUUGGAUGAUGAAAUUUUCAAAGUGACAGUUUUCAUGUUGUACGGAUUAUUAUUCGCACUCUUCCAAACCCCCAUAAAUCUGCUUGGCACUAUAUAUAAUUUGAUGCCUGAAGGGAUAAGCGUGUGUGUGUAUGUACAACGUGGAAUAUGCCGCAGAAAGGUGACUGUAAUCCUCUAAAGCAGUAAACUACAUAAAUGAAGUAAUCCUUAUAAACCCAGGGCUAGUGAGUUGGUGGCACAGAAAGUGAAAUUUGAUCUGUGAGAUUGGAUUGGAAUCUUGAAAACAGAGUUGCUUCCAAGUGUGAAGCAGAAUAAGACUUCGAGUUGUUUGUCUGAACUAGAACUUGCCUUUGGCUUCCUUUUUUCGAGUCAUGAGUGUGUCUCUUAUUACCAGAGAUCAUACAUAGUUGUUAAAACAAUAAGUCUCAAUGUAUGUGUGUGUCCUACUGCAUUUUUCUGACUGUUACUUCACAAUUGGAUCAAUGGAAGAUUCCCGUAAUGUGGAAGUGAGCCCAGCAGAAGUGUGACUGAGGAGUGCGAAGAGGGGAAAGUGUGCUUCCUGGCUCAGCAAGAAACAACAAAAGAUUUGGAGGAUCAGGAUGUGAUGGAAUCCUUCUCGAAAACAGAGUCUGGUGAACCUCAAGCACGGAAACGUCGCCUUCGAAGUGCGACUAAUUGCCAAGUGAGAGGAAGAAUUUGGGGAAGAAUGACUCCUAUGCUUUGGAUAGCUGCUCAUUUAUUCUGCCUUGUUUCCUCCAUUCGUGGUCUCGACACAUCAAACUGUCUCGGACCUUUGGGUAUGGAGAGCGGCAAUAUUCCUGAUGAAGACCUGUCCGCCUCCAGUUCAUUCGAAAUCGGAAAUGUGGGACCCUCAAUUGGACGGGCUAGACAAGAGAUUGCUGGAGGUGCGUGGUGUCCAAAAAAUCAAGUGACAUCAGAUACAGAUGCUGUAGAAUGGCUGCAGAUUGACCUCCAUACCGUGCACGUAAUAACUGCCACCGAGACGCAGGGGAGAUUUGGAAAUGGUCAAGGUGUAGAAUUUGCGGAAGCUUACUUGCUUUCGUACUGGAGACCUGAAUUAAAUAAAUGGGUCCGAUACCGGGAUAUCACGGGAAAUGAGAUAAUCAAAGGCAAUAUCAACACAUAUCUUCCAUCAAAAACUGACCUGAAUCCGCCAAUUAUCGCUUCAAAACUUCGUAUUCUACCGUAUUCCUACCACAGACGGACAGUAUGCAUGCGGGUUGAAAUCUAUGGUUGUCCAUUCAAAGGAGGUCUGCUCAGUUAUUCGACAAUCCAAGGGCAUAGAAGAGGAGAAAAUUGGAGUUUUUACGACAACACGUAUGAUGGACUUUGGGAUGGAAAUUACUUGCGUAACGGACUUGGUUUGUUGACCGAUGGCCGCGGUGGACCAACUAACUUUAAGGAUGACUUUUAUGCCAAUAAUGAACGAGGGCGGGGCUGGAUUGGCUGGAAGAAUGACACAUCAAAAAAUGGGACAAGCCCUGUCCAAAUUGUUUUCAAAUUCGAUGCACCACAACAAUUCAGUUACAUGCAUAUCCACAGUUCAAAUCAGUUUACAAAGGAUAUCCAGGUAUUUUCCGAAGUGAGGAUAUACUUCGGAAACGGGAAAACUUACUCUGGGGACCCAAUCGUGUAUCAACCGUUGGAAGAUUGUAUUUUCGAAGAGCCCAAAAACAUUACAAUAAACUUGCAUCGCCAUAUUGCCCAAUAUGUCAAGGUUCAAUUGUACUGGGCUGCGAAAUGGAUCCUGGUUAGCGAAAUCACCUUUGACUCGAGCCCAGCAGUGGAUAAAAUAUCGGAUGCAAUUUCGCCAGAACACAAGGAUCCCACCAAGGAAGGAGGUUCAAUUUCCACUCAUGCGAAAGCCAAUGGUUACAAUGGUGGCGAAGGAGCUUCUUCUUCAUCAUCAUCCGGAGAAGAUGUUCUAUUUGCCCAAAGCGACGCAUCCGAAGCUCUUCCGGGAAAUAGACUUGUGGAGCACACGCCAAAUGUAAUUGGACACACGACAAUGCUGAACAACAGCAAGUGGAACAAUGGAACCAUCAUAAUCACUGCAGUGAUAAGCUCAUUUAUUGCAAUUGUUAUGGUACUGCUGCUUCUUUUCAUUGCAAUGGUAACACGGCACAAAUUUGUCGCUGGUGGUCGACGCAAGUCACCCACGGAAUCUCAAGAGGGCACGCUCCCCUUCGACAACCAAACUGACUACGGAUAUGCUUCUCCGGACGUUGAGAUUCGCAAGUGCAAAAUUACAACGGGCGAGUACACGGAACCCUUUACCACCUGCCCACCACUUCCACCUUUGAUCACAUUUCCAAGCUCUAAUCACCACUCCUUUCAAACGGAUCAUUGCGGUGGUCAUCCCAGCAGGAUGGCCGAAUAUUACAGCUGCACCCUCAUUUCGCAGCAAGUGACACAAAAUAAUUCAGAUUCUGAGUAUGCUGUUCCAAAUGAGCUGGGAAAGUUGAUAAGUCCCCUUCGAUCCAUUCCAAAUUCACCGGCAGCCAUUAACAGGCUCAAAUUGCUUCAGGUCAAAUUUAGAGAGAUUGGAAUUCCUGAAAUUGCUAAGCAUCGUCUCCGUAUGCUGAGAAAGCUUGGAGACGGUGCUUAUGGAACGGUUUUUGUCGGAGAGUUAGAGGCUAAUGGGAUGGGUGAUAAAUCUUUGGUUGCAGUUAAGCAUUUGCUACGAAAUGCAAGCGAAAAGGACAAAUCGGACUUUUUGGAAGAAGUAAGAUUGCUCUCUACUCUUGAUGAUCCCAACAUUGCGCAAGUGUUGGGAAUUUGCAUGGACGAAGAGCCAUUCUCUGUGGUGCUCGAAUUUCUGGAAUUGGGGGAUUUAUGUCAGUUUUUGCGACAAAAUGAUACUUUAUUGCCAAAUUCAUCACAGAAAAUCGGAUUUGGGAGUUUGCUGUAUAUUUCUGGUCAAGUUGCGCAUGGAAUGAAGUUUUUGGAAAGCAGAAACAUUGUCCACAGGGAUCUUGCAACUCGGAAUUGCGUGGUUGGACGAGGGUUGAUUGUUAAAAUUUCACAUUUUGCAACCGAUACGGAUCUGUAUUCCUCUGAUUAUUAUCGUCUGGAUGGAAAAAUGCCCCUCCCUCUAAGAUGGAUGAGUUGGGAGUCUAUUUUUCUUGGAAAGUAUUCAACAAAAAGUGAUUGUUGGUCAUUCGGGACGACUCUUUGGGAGAUUUUAUCCUACUGCCGUCAUGCUCCAUAUCCAACAAUGAACAAUCAAGAAGUUCUUCACAAUCUUCGUCGACUCUCUGUUUUUGAUGAUAUGGACCCAUAUGAACCACUUUCUAAACCCCAUAAUUGUCCGAGAGAUAUUUAUCAACUCAUGUGUGAUUGUUGGCGAAGAAAUGACGAGGAAAGACCCAACUUUUGGGAAAUUCAUUCCUUCAUAUCCAGAAAAAAUCUCAACUUUGUUCCUCAACCUUCAACGCAUAGUGACAGUAGAAACUGCUUAGAAGAUCAGUAUGUGGUUUAGAUGAUAACUUAAUGUAUUUCAAUUUAACCAAGCAUAAGUAGUUUAACACCGCAUAUCAUAUAAAAUAUUGAAAAUCUGUUUGUUGUUGAACACUUUUCAUUGUGGAGCUUUUACCAAAACUCAUUAAAUAUGGUAUUGUAAUUUAUGUAUAAUACCAUGAAAUAUUUGUCACGUGAAAUUCAGACUGAUUGAAACAUUGUCGCAUUUAAAUAUAUACAAAAUUACUUGUCACAAUCUUCAACGACAAUCUUUCUCCAUUUUUACUCCUACUUACAUAUGUCAUAUGUAUGAUGGUACUUAUUGUGCUACCUCAUUCAAAUAUCCAAGUUGCAAAUCGAACAAAUUAAUCAUCCAAAUAUAACACCUUCACAUAAUGGAAUUAUUUAUCCAAUUACGUAUUUAUAAUAUUUAAAUGACCACCAAUGCAAUGUAAUCAGACGUUAUUAGCUCAUGUCACUACUUUUACAGUCACGUUUUUAACUGUAUUUCUAAUGUACAGAGAAUGUUUGUAUUUAAUAAUAUUUAUUUGCAAUUGCUUUCAUAAAUUGUUACUUUUUACAAUUUCGAGAAAAUUUGACACAAUAACGAACAAAUCUUUUUGAUACUUAUGUUUUACAAAAGUUGCUAGCACAUGUUUUAUAUUUAUUGUGUGUUUAUUACGCAUGAUGUUGGUUUGAAAAUGUACGUCUUUUUAUAAUAGGAACGUAAUAUGUAAUGGUUUAUUGCGCAGAACAAUUCGCAAUAAAUGUCGUACAUAUCUUUAUCAAGUACAA